GUCCUCCGCUGGCCGAUCGGGAAGUAGCUGAAGGCUGGGCGAUGGCAGUCCUGGAGGCUCCGCGCCCGGACAGACCCGAGGCCACAGUGCCCCCGCGGGAUGGAGGGGUCUAAGACAUCCAGCAGCACCAUGCAGGUGAGCUUCGUGUGUCAGCGCUGCAGCCAGCCCCUGAAACUGGACACGAGCUUCAAGAUCCUGGACCGUGUCACCAUCCAGGAGCUCACAGCUCCAUUACUUGCCACAGCCCAGGUGAAACCAGGAGAGACCCAGGAGGAAGAGGCUAACUCAGGAGAGGAGCCAUUUAUUGAAACUCGCCAGGAUGGUGUCUCUCGCAGAUUCAUCCCCCCAGCCAGUCCAUCCAGGCCAACCUUCGUGCUGAGUGUCCCUGUGGAAGACCAGCAUGGCCUUCCCUUGGGAGAGAGGAUGAUGUCUACGGAAAGUGCCAACAGCUUCACUCUGAUCGGGGAGGCAUCCGACGGCGGCACCAUGGAGAACCUCAGCCGAAGACUGAAGGUCACUGGGGACCUUUUCGACAUCAUGUCAGGCCAGACAGAUGUGGAUCACCCACUGUGUGAGGAAUGCACAGACACUCUUUUAGACCAGCUGGACACUCAGCUCAACGUCACUGAAAAUGAGUGUCAGAACUACAAACGCUGCUUGGAAAUCUUAGAGCAAAUGAAUGAAGAUGACAGCGAGCAGCUCCAGAUGGAGCUAAAGGAGCUGGCAUUAGAGGAGGAGAGGCUGAUCCAAGAGCUGGAAGAUGUGGAAAAGAACCGUCAGGUAGUGGCAGAAAAUCUCGAGAAGGUCCAGGCUGAGGCUGAGAGGUUGGAUCAGGAGGAAGCUCAGUAUCAGAGGGAAUAUAGUGAAUUUAAACGACAACAGCUAGAACUGGAUGAUGAGCUGAAGAGUGUAGAAAACCAGAUGCGUUAUGCCCAGAUGCAGCUGGACAAGCUGAAGAAAACCAACGUCUUUAACGCAACCUUCCACAUUUGGCACAGUGGACAGUUUGGCACAAUCAAUAACUUCAGACUGGGUCGCCUGCCCAGUGUUCCCGUGGAAUGGAAUGAGAUUAACGCGGCUUGGGGCCAGACAGUGUUGCUGCUCCAUGCCCUGGCCAAUAAGAUGGGUCUGAAAUUUCAGAGGUAUCGACUUGUUCCCUAUGGAAACCAUUCGUAUCUGGAGUCUCUGACAGACAAAUCUAAGGAGCUGCCAUUGUACUGUUCUGGGGGGCUGCGGUUUUUCUGGGACAACAAGUUUGACCAUGCAAUGGUGGCUUUCCUGGACUGUGUGCAGCAGUUCAAAGAAGAGGUUGAGAAAGGCGAGACACGUUUUUGUCUUCCUUACAGGAUGGACGUGGAGAAAGGCAAGAUUGAGGACACAGGAGGCAGCGGCGGCUCCUACUCCAUCAAAACCCAGUUUAACUCUGAGGAACAGUGGACGAAAGCGCUCAAGUUCAUGCUGACGAAUCUUAAGUGGGGUCUUGCUUGGGUAUCCUCACAGUUUUAUAACAAAUGACUUUCUUUUUUUUCCUUAGGGGUUUGUUUGCCUUAAAGGCUUUAAAUUUUGUUUUGUUUGCAAAACAAAUAAAAAAGUGUUAAAUUAAAUUCGGGUACUAUUAAACAGCACAUGUUUACAAUACCAAAAAAGAAAAGAAACCCACAAAAGCCACUUUAUUUUAAAAUAUAACAGAUACUCUCCCGAGCUACAACAUGCCAUGUAUAGCAACUGGCCUUUGUCACAGUUUUGACUUUUUUUUUUUUUUUUUUUUUGCGGUACGCGGGCCUCUCACCGUUGUGGCCUCUCCCGUUGCGGAGCACAGGCUCCAGACGCACAGGCCCAGCGGCCAUGGCUCACGGGCCCAGCCGCUCCGCGGCACGUGGGAUCCUCCCAGACCGGGGCACGAACCCGUUUCCCCUGCAUCGGCAGGCGGACUCUCAACCACUGCGCCACCAGGGAAGCCCACAGUUUUGACUCUUAACCCCAUGCCUUCCUUUCCCUUUGUCCCCGCAAAAUGACUCAUUUAAGUUUGCUUUUUUUUUUUGAAACUGAGUUGAAUUGAGAUUGAUGUGUUUUCACUGGAUUUUCUCUCUCUCAACUUCCUGCACUUAGAAUAUGAAAUAGAAACUUUUGUCUCCACUGAGACUACAAGAUGUGUGAGAUGCACAGUUGGAUAACGUGAGAAAAUGACAUGUAAGCUUUGGUCACCAUGUGAUGUGAUCAGAAGCUUGAAAUUUAACACUUCUCACUUGGUUCUAGUACUGAAUGCCUGCUCUGCUCUGUGUUAGAGAUAUGACAUUGUGUUUGAUACUGUUUGGGACCUUAUGGAGAGAUUUAAUUAUUUGUAAUAAAAGAUUUACUGCAGUCUGAUAACUG
Mesoplodon densirostris (Blainville's beaked whale) is the source of this 2373-nucleotide messenger RNA. It is a transcript of the gene BECN1, whose product is annotated as beclin 1. Lineage: Eukaryota; Metazoa; Chordata; Mammalia; Artiodactyla; Ziphiidae. The record is from RefSeq and is a predicted model, not a curated record. The coding region runs from base 100 to 1515 and encodes 471 amino acids. Gene Ontology annotation, biological process: late endosome to vacuole transport; cellular response to nitrogen starvation; autophagosome assembly. Gene Ontology annotation, cellular component: phosphatidylinositol 3-kinase complex, class III, type I; phagophore assembly site; phosphatidylinositol 3-kinase complex, class III, type II. The transcript has 13 exons.